Chrysochloris asiatica (Cape golden mole) is the source of this 888-nucleotide messenger RNA. RefSeq names its product LysM, putative peptidoglycan-binding, domain containing 4 (gene LYSMD4). The transcript has 2 exons. Bases 1 to 888 code for a protein of 295 amino acids. Lineage: Eukaryota; Metazoa; Chordata; Mammalia; Afrosoricida; Chrysochloridae. The record is from RefSeq and is a predicted model, not a curated record.
AUGAGGCAGAAAGACGUGCACAAGCCCUUCCAAGGCCCUGCUGUUGUGUGCAGGACUUCAAGCAGCCACGUUGAUGAGUUUAAGGAUGGCAGCGGAGACUCUGGCGACUCCUCCGCGGAAGAGUCAGGCCAUGUGGUCCUGCGGUCCCGAGGCAAGGAGCGCCCAGAGGACUGCGCCCACCGCCCUCACCAGCCUGGAGCCGCCGAGGUGGUGUUGCUGCAGCGGGAGCUGACCCAGGAAGACAGCCUCAACAAGCUAGCGCUGCAAUAUGGCUGCAAGGUGGCAGAUAUUAAGAAAGUCAACAACUUCAUUCGAGAACAAGACUUCUAUGCUUUAAAAUCUAUUAAGAUUCCAGUGAAAAACCAUGGGCUCCUAACGGAGGUGCGCAAAGAGCUAAAACCCCUCCCAAGCCCGCCCUCAGAGACCAGAGUGACCUUCACAGAGCUGCCUGACCUGGACAGCUCUGGUGUCCAGUCCAGCCAGCUGACAGAUUUCUUUAAGGGAAUUGACCAGAACAUCGAGAGCGCAGUGCAAUCAGAGAUCUUCCUACACGAAAGUUACUGCAUUGAGACCUCCAGCCAGCCGCUGCUUCCUGCCACUCGGAAGACGCCGGCAAACGAUGCGGACGCUGGCAUUCAGUGGUGGAAUGCUGUUUUUCUCAUGCUCCUGAUUGGCAUCGUUCUGCCAGUGUUUUAUUUGGUCUAUUUUAAAAUACAGGCGACGGACAAGUCACCUGGUUGUCUGAACACAACUGCCAUUCCCAAUGGCUCGAUGGCGAUGAAUGGAAUGUCAGAGAAAGUCUCUGUGCCAACCAGCCCCCCUUCACAUAGCCAUUUCGGUCAGACCACCCAGACAGGAGGCUCAGUGAUGUCCUUUCUAAAGAAUUAG